Messenger RNA from Symbiodinium sp. CCMP2592, 813 nucleotides. The record is from the annotation of a GenBank genome assembly. NCBI's taxonomy places the organism in Eukaryota, Dinophyceae, Suessiales, Symbiodiniaceae.
AUGGCUCGUUCCCUCGCUCUGACCGGUGCUGUUCUCCUCUGCAGUGGUGCGCUCUUCACGGCCUUCGUGGCCGCGCCCCGUGCAGCACCUGCUCCGACCAUGCCUCCGGCCGCCACUGCAGCCUUGAGUGCUGUGACCCUGGUGGCUCCACAGGCGGCUCAUGCCGAGGAUGGCGCAGUGUGGAUUCCUGCGCUCUCCGCCAUCGGCGCUGGCUUCGCUAUCGGCCUCGCGGCUAUCGGCUCGGGUGUGGGCCAGGGCAUUGCCAGUGGCCGAUGCAUUGAUGGCAUCUCUCGCCAGCCGGAGGCCAGUUCAGAUCUGCGUGCUCCUCUUCGCGAACCCGCUGAUCAAGUGAUCGAAGUGGUAACGGCGGUCUGGAGAAAGUUUUCCAACAGGAUGGCCCGCUUCCUCGCUCUGACCGGUGCUGUGCUGCUCUGCAGCGGCGCUCUAUUCACGGCAUUUGUGGCUGCACCCCGUGCCGCCCCAGCGCCGACCGCUCCGCAUGCUGCCACUGCGGCCUUGAGCGCCGUCACGCUGGUCGCCCCCCAAGCCGCUCACGCGGAGGAUGGCGCCGUAUGGAUCCCAGCGCUCUCGGCCAUCGGCGCCGGUUUCGCCAUCGGCCUCGCGGCUAUCGGCUCCGGCGUGGGCCAGGGCAUCGCCAGCGGGCGCUGCAUCGAUGGCAUCUCUCGUCAGCCUGAGGUUGCAGAUGACCUCCGGGGUGUGCUGCUGCUCUCCCUGGCCUUCAUGGAGUCCUUGACCAUCUACGGUCUCGUGAUUGCCCUGGUCCUCCUCUUCGCGAACCCACUGAUCAAGUGA